UUUGUUGAUACUAUACCCACUGAGAAUGUGCUCCAGAUCCGGCCUUUUGGAAGCGCUCUCUCAGGCCAGCUGGGGAAUUACCAAAAACAAAUAAAAAAAAAGUUGUCUAAUUGUCAUUAUUUUCAUUGUUUAUUUUUUUUUUUACCGCUGCUUGUAAACAUUUAAGAAACCGUUGUUGGUUUGUGUCUACCUGUUUGAUCAAUCAAACGAAAAUAUUCAAAUCUUAAUAAUUUUUUCUCUUUUCAUCGAUUUUAAAAUUGUUUAAAAAUGAAAGCUGUGAUUCAACGCGUGACCAAAGCAUCAGUUUUAGUAAAUGGAGAAAUUAUCAGUAGCAUCGGUAAUGGAUUGUGUGUAUUAAUUGGAAUUAAAUCUGAUGACACGAUUGCUGAUGCCGAGUACAUAGCUGAAAAAAUAUUAAAAUUGAAAAUUUUUGAUGGCCCUACUGGAAAACGAUGGGCUUCCAGUGUAAUGGAUAAAGAUUUUGAAGUUCUAUGUAUCAGUCAAUUUACACUUUACCAUGUUAUGAAGGGAAAUAAAUUGGAUUUCCAUCGUGCGAUGUCGACUUCUGCAGCUGAGUCAUUUUACAAACAUUUUUUGAGUGAAUUGAAACAAAAAUACACUCCUGAACGAAUUAAAGAUGGUAAAUUCGGAGCUAUGAUGAAUGUUCAAAUUGAAAAUAAUGGACCCGUGACUCUAGAAAUUGAAUCUCCGAUAAAAGAUAACGUUGAAUCUGUACCAACAUAAUUACUAUUUGUUACUCAACAGUUUAUUUUAUUAAGUACACAUUCUUGUUAUAAAUCUAACAUUUUACAAUAUUUUUUACCGAAUUGUUUUUUACCUAAAUUGUAAUAAAAAAAAUCCCCGACGCCAUACAAUUUUUUUUUAUCUCUCAUUAACAAAUUACAUGUAAUUAAAAAAAAUAAUUUUAAGUUAUGCAUUAAAAGUUUAUCAUAUUUAUACUUUUUUAAUUUUAAAAUAUGAAAAUUGUGAGCUGUCAGUUGCGUUUACUGU
This is a messenger RNA of Microplitis demolitor, 1011 nucleotides long. RefSeq names its product D-aminoacyl-tRNA deacylase 1 (gene Dtd). Gene Ontology annotation, biological process: tRNA metabolic process. Gene Ontology annotation, molecular function: D-tyrosyl-tRNA(Tyr) deacylase activity. Gene Ontology annotation, cellular component: cytoplasm. The transcript is spliced from 4 exons. NCBI's taxonomy places the organism in Eukaryota, Metazoa, Arthropoda, Insecta, Hymenoptera, Braconidae. Bases 268 to 744 code for a protein of 158 amino acids. The record is from RefSeq and is a predicted model, not a curated record.